Molecule: messenger RNA, 4609 nt
Organism: Gambusia affinis (western mosquitofish)
Lineage: Eukaryota; Metazoa; Chordata; Actinopteri; Cyprinodontiformes; Poeciliidae
Gene: rbm28
Product: RNA binding motif protein 28
Exons: 20
Coding region: 92-2374 (760 amino acids)
Molecular function (GO): RNA binding
Source: RefSeq, a predicted model, not a curated record
AAGUGCAGUGCUGAGUAGUGAACAAAUUAGACUUCGGUUUGUGCAGUUUUUUCAGAGCUAAGUGUUAGCAUUUAGCUGCCUGCAAAGAGCCAUGCCUGCGGUAACGAUAUUCGUGGCAUCUUUACCAGACUCAGCAACAAACGAGCGGCUUGAGGAAAUAUUCUCUGAAAUUGGUCCAGUGAAACAAUGCUUCGUUGUUAGAGAAAAAGGAGCAAUGAAAUGUCGGGGCUUCGGCUUCGUCACGUAUUCUAUGGAAGAAGACGCAAAGCGAGCCUUGAAGGAAAUAAAAGAAUACGACGGGAAAAAGUUGUCUCUCUCGGUUGCUAAAAAGAAAUUAAUCAAUAAAAAGAAAACAGAAAAAGAGGAAGCGUCAGAAGCAUCUCAACAUGAGCAGGAAACUACAGAAGUAAAGAAAAGAAUAUCUAAACAAGCCAGACUUGUCAUAAGGAAUCUCAGUUUUAAGUGCACAGAACAGGAUCUAAAAGAAACAUUUGAAAAGUUUGGCACUGUAGUGGAGGCCAGUAUACCCCUCAAACCAGAUGGAAAGAUGCGUGGAUUUGCAUUUGUCCAGUUUAAAAAUAUGUCUGGUGCCACAAAGGCACUCCAAGCUUUGAAUAUGAAAGAGAUAAAAGGUCGCCAAGUAGCAGUUGACUGGGCUGUGCCAAAAGAAAACUAUAUUGCAGCACAGCAGUCUUUAAAAGGAAAUAAAGUUGCAGAAGAGGCAGAUCCCAAAGCAGGAAGGGAAUCUGAGGAUGAAGAAAAGAAAGGAGAAACAGCUGUGAAGAAAAAAGGUGGAUUGAAGGCAACUGCACAGCAGGUGGAGGAUCUUCAGUCAAGUGAUGAAGAUGACGUUGAAGAAGAAGAAGAUGAUGAUGAUGAUGAUGAUGCUGAAGAGGAGGAGGAUGACAAAGAGGAGGAUGAAAUUAAGGAGGAUAAUAGUGAUGAUGAUGGCGAUGAUGAUGGCAUUGAUUCAGAUGAGGAUUACAGUGAGAGUGAUGAUGAAGAGGAAGAAGAAAUUUCACCAGCUCAAAAACAAAAGCCAAAGAAACGUUUGCCUUCAGAUGUAAAUGAGGGCCGAACAGUUUUUAUCAGGAACUUGUCAUUUGACACGGAAGAGGAGGGUCUGGAGGAAGUUCUUCUGCAGUUUGGAGAGGUCAACUAUGUAAAGAUUGUUCUCCACCCAGAGACACAGCAUUCCAAAGGUCUUGCAUUUGCCCAGUUUAAGACUAAAGAGGCUGCAGACAGCUGCAUAGCUGCAGCCCAAGAUGAGACGGAGAAUGGUGGAGUCCGUGCAGAUGGCAGAAAGCUGAUGAUUGUUACAGCAGUGAGCAGAGAAGAUGCGCUGAAGCUGAAAGUCGACAAGAAAAAAGUAGAGACGGGCAGCAGGAACCUGUACCUGGCCAGAGAAGGAUUGAUCCGCACUGGAACAAAGGCAGCAGAGGGAGUAUCUGAGGCAGAUAUGGCCAAAAGAGUCAGAUUUGAAGAAAUAAAGAGAGCCAAGCUUCGGGAUAUAAGUGUAUUUGUAUCGAAAAAUCGCUUGUGCAUCCAUAACCUGCCCAAAUCUGUAGACGAUAAAAAACUCAGAGCUCUGUGCCUUAAAGGUCUACAAGGAACCAAAGGAGUUCGGAUCCCAGAGUGUCGGGUCAUGUAUGACAGGAAGCCAGAGAAAGGUCGAGUGACGGGUCAGUCGUUGGGUUACGGUUUCGUUCAGUUUCGAGACCAUGAGCAGGCUCUCGCCACUCUGCGCUACCUUAACAACAACCCUGACAUCUUUGGCCCUCACAAGAGACCCAUUGUUGAGUUUUCUCUGGAGGAUUCCAGGAAGCUCAAACUCAAGGAAAUGCGGAGGCAGAGAAAUAAAGACUUCAUCCAAAGUCAACCUGUAAAAAGAGAAGUAAAAAAUCCCCAAACAGGUACAGACACCAAAAAAACAAAGAAGGAUGGACAUAAAGGACAAUCUUCAUCACAUCUGACAGGAAAGGAGGAAGACACUGGUGAAGGACAGAAACAGAACUUUUCAGGUUUUCAGACCAAACCUGAGAUUGAACAUGUUGAUUUGCAAAAUGGAAAGAAACGAAAGAAGGUUUUGCCUUUUCCUUCCCAUCGUGGACCUAAGAUCAGAAUGCGUGACAAAGACAAGCAACAGGCUCCACCUCCCAAGAAAGCAAAGCCUGGAUCAAAAAGGAACAAGCGCCCAACACAACAAUUUGAAAAGCCUAAUCAGGCCAAAAAACAGAUUAACAGUGCUAAGAAACAGUUCCAGAGGAAGGAUGGGGACCGUUUUGAUUCCUUGGUGGAGCAGUACAAGAGGAAACUCAUGGGCAGCGGCGACAAGAAUGCCUUCAUUAAAAGAAGCAAAUGGUUUGAUAGUUAAAUCCAUGGCCAUGUAAGAAAGGAAGAGAUGACUAAGAAAUCCAUGGCUUACAAAAUACUAACUAGUGGUAUUUCUGAGUAGAUACUUUUUUAUGAACUGUGCUAAACUGUACAGUUUAUUUGCUCUGUUUAUGACAUGGUUGUUGUCGAAGCAAAUUUGAAAUUUUGUCUUCUUUGUUCUUGUUUUCUGCAUAUCUCUUUUAAAAAAAAAUAAUGUUUAAAAUGUAGUUUUUUUUCUGUACCUCUUUGCUUUUUGUGAUUUUUAUUUUUAUUAUUUUUCCUCAUUUUGACAAUGUCUGGUUAUUUUUGCAUGCUUUAAUUCAUUUAAAUACACGCAACUCAGGUACACGUAAAAUAUUUUUGUCACUUCGUGACUUUCCAGCUCAUUUGUACAUAUAGCACAACAAUGACAGUCAGGAAAAAGUUUAAUAUUUAUUUAGUUUUAUUCAAAACAUUAAAACUUCACUCAUUGUACAAAAAUAUUCAAGAUAUUCCCUGUUGCUAUUUACUCAUUUUGCAGCAGCUGUUGAUAUUGCACAAAAUUAAAAGUUCCCAUUUACUAUGUGCCAUUGGUUCUCAAACAAACCCGUUGGCUUCAGGGGUUUCCCGGAGUGACAGUACAUCUCAUGCCUGGUUGCAGUUAUCAAAACUGCGGAUUCAGCAUCAGGGCUAGACCAAUCACUCUCACUGAGAGCUUGUUAUUGACGCAACACUCUCCAUAUUACAUAUAUCAAGAUAUGCAUGAAGUAAAAAUUAAAUAGGUUAAAAAUACAAAUAAAAUAAAAUAUAUAUGUAUUUGUUAUAAAAUAAGUGCAUUUUUAAAUGAAAUUACUGAAAAUGUAUUGCACAGUCUUGACCUCAAUAACAGUGCUAGCGCAGAUUUCAAUCUUUGGCUUCAAUCAGUUUUUCAGCAAGAUGCAAUUCCAUGAAUUUGGUUCUGGAGCAGUUUGAGGAUCUCCCUCACUCCAUUGAGAGCUUCCAGGCUGACGGCUUCAACAUGGCAUUCUGGGUCCUGUUCCCAUUCGUUCUGCAGUUGCUGCAGGUGCACUGGAAGUGUGAGCUUUGGGUUGGUUUCUGUGCAGUCCAUCAGUUUGCGGUUGAUGGCGUUGGUCAGUCUGGAGAUGUCAGUUUUCACCUGGGCAACAUUCAGUAGAUUUUCAGAGAUCAGAUUGUUGUAACCAUUCAUAGCUGCCACUAUGGAGGAAAAUCCUUCCAGUUCUUGAGGAGGAUUGACUCCUAAGCUGGGAAGAGCCUGUAAAAUGACAACAUAUUUGUAGUCACAAACCAGCUAAUUUAUUCAAACUUCAAGCUGCACUUAUUUUCAUUUCAUAAAUGGAGCGCUGAAACAUACCUGGAAAGCGUUCAGCCUAACCAUAAGCGUUUUUAUUAUCGGCUCAAUGGCGCUCUUGGCAUCUGGAACAGGGUUUCCUGUACCCACACUUAGAACAUGGAACAAGAAAAACAGGGCCACUAGUGUCGAGUCCAUGGUGAUUGUGCUUUUCUGGAUAGAGAAGAAUGUGUUCCUAGAAUAUGAAUUAGAAAAAAAAUAGUCAUAACCAGUGAGAAACAUUACUCUGAAUAUAGCUUUUUUAUAUUUGUUAAUGCUUUUAGAAUAAUCAGAUGCAUGUGGUUCAGUUGAGUCACCUUGUAAUUUCAGUUUCAAUUCAUUUUGUACCAGCAAAUAUUUGUAAUAUAAAGAACUCUGUGGUUCUCUGUGUGCCAUGAUCAAAGUUCACUGACUUUAGCUAACAAAGUUUUUUUUUUCCCCUCUACUUUUAAUUAUGUAGUCUGAAUGUACUACAAAGUAUGAUUAGAUCAAGCAGGAAAAAGAUUGAAAAAACAAUAUUGUGACAACAUGCUUCUUAUAACCUGUCAAUUAAAUAAGCUUCUCAAAAUCACAUAAAGUUAACUGAUAAACAAUAAAUACAACUAUAUAAUGAACAAGUUUGAUAGUAAACACACAGUGGGAAACACCUCAACAUAGUAAAUAAGACAUUCAAACAGAAGCAGAAAGAGUGGAUCUUACCUCGCUUGGCGUUUGAAUGGGUGACACUGUUUGCCUUCAUCAGGGUAUCUUAUAUUAGAGGGCUGUUGAGUCAUCUCUUACUCACCUCUUUUCGACCCCCACCCCCCGUCCCACUUACUCACUUCUAGCCAUCACCUUGUCCUGCAUGCUCUAUGGGGCUGCUGCAGACAGUUCAUUUAAAAAAAAAUAAAAGUUGUGUUCCAAAUGCCA